AUGAAGUUAACUACAAUAGGAAGUGCUAUAAAUAGUAGUGGUAGCGUCACUGAAGCUGCUAAAACUGUACUAGAAAACAAUUUCAAGCAAGCUAUUGAAAAAGCUGCAGGAACAGUUAAUGAUUGGCUUGAAAGGAGAGUGACAGAUAUAGUGUCACAAACGAAAUUUGAUAUUCCAGAAAGUAAUGAUGCUGCACUUAACUGGACUUGGUAA
Parnassius apollo (apollo) is the source of this 213-nucleotide messenger RNA. The record is from the annotation of a GenBank genome assembly. Lineage: Eukaryota; Metazoa; Arthropoda; Insecta; Lepidoptera; Papilionidae.